AUGAGUCAUCCUCCCCCAGAGAGAUUUAGUAAGGAAACCGUGGAAGAUAUAAACCAAGAGGCUGUGCCGCGGAAACUUAUAAAGUACACAUUGGAUGAGUUGAAAAGUGCGACCAAAAACUUCAGACCAGACACGGUCUUAGGUGAAGGUGGUUUUGGACGUGUUUUCAAAGGGUGGAUUGAUAAGAACACGUUCAAGCCUUCAAGAGUCGGCGUUGGAAUUCCCGUUGCGGUGAAGAAAUCCAACCCCGAUAGCCUUCAGGGUCUGCAAGAAUGGAAGAGUGAAGUGCAACUUUUGGGGGAGCUCUCUCAUCCAAACCUAGUUAAACUAAUUGGCUACUGCUGGGAGGAAAAUCAAUUCCUGCUGGUAUAUGAAUACAUGCAAAAGGGAAGCCUUGAAAGCCACCUAUUCAGAAAAGGUCCAGAGCCACUUUCAUGGGAUAUAAGGCUGAAGAUAGCCAUAGGAGCUGCCAGAGGCCUAGAUUUCUUGCAUACAUCAAACAAGUCUGUCAUCUACAGAGACUUCAAGUCCUCCAACAUUUUGCUUGACGGGGAUUUCAAUGCGAAGUUAUCAGAUUUUGGGUUGGCAAAGCUUGGCCCGGUCAAUGGUAAAUCCCAUGUAACCACGCGGAUCAUGGGCACCUAUGGUUAUGCAGCACCUGAAUACAUGGCCACAGGGCACCUGUAUCUCAAAAGCGAUGUGUACGGAUUCGGCGUCGUUCUGCUAGAAAUGCUAACGGGAAGAGCAGCUCUGGACACAACCCGGCCCACGGAUCAGCAGAAUUUGGUGCUUUCCACUAUCUCAUCUCUGCAUGACAAAAAGAGGCUCAAAAAGAUAAUGGACCCAAAGAUGGACGACCAAUAUUCUCUAAGGGCUGCAUUUAGCAUAGCCCAAGUUAUCCUCAAAUGUUUACAAAAUGACCACAAAAAACGACCCUCCAUGGAGGAGGUUCUGGGAACCUUAGAAAAAGCCCAAAACAUCAAGUACAAACCCAAAGGGAAGAAACCCAGUGCCAUUGGCCAAACAUCAGAGGAGCAUCUGCAUCACCCAAAUAACCCACCACCGCUUCACUACUACUACAACAACAACAACAACAACAACAACAACAACAACAACGGUUACCCCAAAUCACGACCAUCUCAUUCUCCUUCUUCACAUUAG
Messenger RNA from Sphenostylis stenocarpa, 1161 nucleotides. The record is from the annotation of a GenBank genome assembly. Lineage: Eukaryota; Viridiplantae; Streptophyta; Magnoliopsida; Fabales; Fabaceae.